Myotis lucifugus (little brown bat) is the source of this 945-nucleotide messenger RNA. Its product is annotated as leukocyte surface antigen CD47-like. Gene Ontology annotation, molecular function: thrombospondin receptor activity. The coding region runs from base 16 to 945 and encodes 309 amino acids. Gene Ontology annotation, biological process: positive regulation of cell-cell adhesion; positive regulation of inflammatory response; positive regulation of phagocytosis. The record is from RefSeq and is a predicted model, not a curated record. Lineage: Eukaryota; Metazoa; Chordata; Mammalia; Chiroptera; Vespertilionidae. The transcript is spliced from 7 exons. Gene Ontology annotation, cellular component: plasma membrane; extracellular exosome.
AAGAACCUUAAAGAAAUGUUUGUAGAGUGGAAAUUCAGAAAUAAACACAUUUUCUUCUAUGAUGGAGAUAAAAAUGAAUCCAGCCCCAACAGUAACUUUUCGAGUGCAUACAUCGUACCAGACGCACUGCUAACAGGCAAAGCCUCUUUGAUGAUGGACAAGAGCGAUGCUGUCCCAGGAAACUACACUUGUGAAGUAACAGAAUUAACUGGAGAAGGCAAAACCACUGUAGAACUAAGAUAUAUUGCUGCUUUAUGGUUUUCUGCAAAUGACCAUGCCCUUAUUAUUAUUUUCUCAAUGUUGGCUGUGCUUCUGUUCUGGGGAAGUGAUAUUACUGUGAUACUUAAAUAUAAUUCCAAUAUUAUGAAGGAGAAAAUCAUCAUUAUAUCUGUGGCUGGACUAGUUCUCAGUAUAUUAGUCAUUGUUGGAGCCGUUUUCUUCAUCCCAGGUGAAUAUUCAAAAAAGAGGACCAGUGGACUUGGCUUAAUUGUAGUUUCUACAGUAAUAUUAAUAUUACUUCAGAUCUCUAUGUUUAUGAUAGCUCCAGCUAUUGGGAUGUCCUCCUUCAGUAUCACCAUAUUGAUCCUUCAGGUGCUGGGCUUUGUGCUCUCUGUGGUCGGACUAAGGCUCUGUGUCUCAGAGUGCAUCCCAGUGCAUGGUUCUCUUCUGAUUUCAGGCUUGGGUAUUACAGCCUUAGUGGCAUUACUUGGAUUAGUUUAUAUAUUUGUUGCCUCGGAUGGAGAGAUCAUAGACUACCUCCUCCACUCUCUUCACGUCGUACUUCAAGCCAUGGUAGCGCUUCCUCAGGGAGUCGUUUUUCAGGUUGAGGAGGCUGAACCCGGAAUCCAGCUCAUUGAUGAAGGUGGAGAUGUGAAGGGGCCGGGAGUAGUCUCCAGCAGUCACACUGUUGACAGACAGCCUCGACAGUUCACUAGCAAGAAUUAG